AUGGCUCAAGCUUCCAUCGCUUCGCUCUUCACGCCCUCUAGCAAGAGCCAGCACGCUACUCAGCCUGCAUAUCACCCGUCCGCCUCCUUGUCUUUCAAAGCCUCCCAUGCGCGAAAGCAUAGCGAGCUCGAAGAUGCGUUCGCCCCAGAAGCUACUCCGCUCAAACGUCCCAGGGUGACUGCUUCCUCCCGGCUGCAGUCUGCUGCCCCCCUGGCCGAACGCCUCCGUCCGCGUUCAUUGGACGAGUUUGUUGGCCAACCUCACUUGACAGAGCCUGGCUCGCUACUCAUGAGCCAUCUCGACCGCGGGGCCACCGGCAGCAUCAUCUUCUGGGGGCCACCUGGGUGCGGCAAGACGACGCUCGCGCGAUUACUGGCGAGCCGCACUGAUGCCGUCUUCAAAGAACUGAGUGCCACCGACUCCGGCAUCGCCGACGUGCGGUCGGUCGUGGAAGAGGCGAAGAACCUCCUUGCGCUGACAGGCAGGCGCACCAUCCUGUUCUUAGAUGAGGUUCACAGGUUCAACAAGGCUCAGCAGGACAUCUUCCUCCCAUUCAUCGAGCAGGGGCAUCUACAGUUGAUAGGCGCAACGACGGAAAACCCAUCCUUUCGUCUGACGAGCGCACUGCUCAGUCGUUGUCGGCAAGUGGAGCUUCGACGUCCCGUGUUCAUACUCGAACGGUUGACUGACGAGGACAUCAAGAAGAUCGUCACGCAAGCUGUUGAACGCGUGUUGGAGACAUUUGCGCCGUCUGACAGGCCUUCUCGCAUCUCCUUGCCUACGCCUUCGCCGAACGACCUACACGUCAUCGACGAUGACUCAAGCGACGUCGCGAGUUCGCAACCGGAUAUCGAGGAGCCUCUCGCCCACCCGUCCUCAACGCAAGGCUCAGUAGCGUCCGCUUCCGCGGGGCAUUCCACAACCGCGGAGCCCACUCCGCAGUUCCCCACGCUUCCGCAACUCACGCCCAAGGUCCUAUCCUCGAUCGUAGUGCUAUCGUGCGGCGACGCAAGGACGGCCCUAUCGCUCGUCGAGCUUGUCACCUCGGCGCCCACGGACUCUGACGAGGGGAAGCUCCUCGCUGCGCUCCGGCGCUCAGUCGCGACCGCGUACGACCGCGGCGGGGACAGCCACUACGACAUGAUCUCCGCGCUGCAUAAGAGCGUGCGCGGAAGCCAGGGGAACGCGGCGCUGUACUGGCUCGCGCGGAUGCUCACCGCGGGCGAGGACCCGCUGUACAUCGCGCGCAGGAUGGUCGUGUGCGCGAGCGAGGACAUCGGGCUGGCGGAUAACCACGCGCUGCCUCUCGCAAUGGCGACGUACCAGGCGUGCCAAGUCAUCGGCAUGCCCGAGUGCCGCAUCAACCUCGCCCACCUCGUCGCGUACCUCUCUGAGGCCCCCAAGUCGACGCGCUCGUACGAGGGCUACAACCGCGCCGAAGAGGCGGCGAAGCUCGACCCGUCGGUCCCCGUGCCGCUCGCCAUCCGCAACGCGCCGACGAAGCUCAUGAAGGAGCUCGGUUACGCGCGGGGCUAUCGGUACAAUCCGGAAUACGCCCAUCCUGUCACUAACGACUACCUUCCGAUUCAGUUCCGCGGUGAUGAGUUCCUGCGAAAGGAGGGCGACACGGCCAACAAGACUUGGGAUGAGGACGCGCUCCGCCAGUGGGAGUUCGAGGAGAAUGGGGGUCGCCCUUGGCCAGGGCGGCCAUCGGAGGGCGAGCAAGCGGGAACUGCUCGUCGAGGUGAUGUGUCGCAGACAUGA
Dichomitus squalens LYAD-421 SS1 is the source of this 1764-nucleotide messenger RNA. Its product is annotated as P-loop containing nucleoside triphosphate hydrolase protein. The coding region runs from base 1 to 1764 and encodes 587 amino acids. The transcript has 8 exons. Gene Ontology annotation, cellular component: nucleus. Gene Ontology annotation, molecular function: single-stranded DNA helicase activity; ATP hydrolysis activity; DNA binding. Lineage: Eukaryota; Fungi; Basidiomycota; Agaricomycetes; Polyporales; Polyporaceae. Gene Ontology annotation, biological process: regulation of DNA repair; DNA-templated DNA replication. The record is from RefSeq and is a predicted model, not a curated record.